Molecule: messenger RNA, 1481 nt
Organism: Papaver somniferum (opium poppy)
Lineage: Eukaryota; Viridiplantae; Streptophyta; Magnoliopsida; Ranunculales; Papaveraceae
Product: myb-related protein 306-like
Exons: 3
Coding region: 371-1390 (339 amino acids)
Biological process (GO): response to auxin
Source: RefSeq, a predicted model, not a curated record
AUCUAAAAAGAGAAAAGUUAUUGAUAAUUAAGCUGACUUUGUUGGUCAUCUUAUUAAAUACUUGACUUAAUUUGUUGGACAGCAAGGAAGAGUGAGUCAGGGUGGUAGAUGAUAAACCCUCUCAGCUUUUGUAUGCAUCACAGUCAACUUUUCUCUUAGUCAUCUUGUAUAUAAAGAAUCACAUGUUCAUGAAAACUUAUUAUUUGUCUCAAAAUAGUGAAAGAAGAAGAAGAAGAAGAAGAAAAGGUUUAGGUCUAGUAGUGUGUGAAAAUAAAUAAAUAGCUAAAGCUUUUUUAAUUUAGGGACUAGCUAGGGAAUAUAUAUUAUAUAUAUGUUAUAGAGAGUUUAGGCCUAUACAUACAGGAGUUGAAUGGGAAGACCUCCUUGCUGUGAUAAGGUAGGAAUCAAGAAAGGUCCAUGGACACCUGAAGAAGAUAUCAUCUUAGUUUCGUACAUUCAACAAAAUGGACCAGGAAACUGGAGAUUAGUUCCUACUAACACUGGGUUGAUGAGAUGCAGCAAGAGCUGCAGGCUAAGAUGGACUAAUUACCUUAGACCCGGAAUCAAGCGCGGUAAUUUUACUCCCCAUGAAGAAGGAAUGAUUAUUCAUCUCCGGUCCUUAUUGGGCAACAAAUGGGCAGCAAUAGCUUCAUACCUUCCACAAAGAACAGACAAUGAUAUAAAGAAUUAUUGGAAUACACACUUGAAGAAAAAGAUCAAUAAAUUUCAAUCAGCAUUAAAUCCUCCUUCGCCUCCUCUUCAUCAAGUGAUUGCAUCAAACUCAACUAUUUUCGCUCAUCGACAUCAUGAUUUGUGCUACACUGACAAAUCAGAUGACCGAAGUACUACUAAUCCAUCACUACUUGAUCAUCAUAUCAUGAUUAACCACGGUACAACUACUACUACUAGUGGUGGUGCUACUUACGCUUCAAGUACGGAAAACAUUUCAAGACUCUUAGAAGGAUGGAUGAGAUCGUCUCCGAAACUUAAUUCUAAUAAGAAAUAUAUUUUGCCAAAUACCAGUCCUCCUAUUGAAAGCAAUAAAGAGGAAGAAACGGGGAAUAAACUUCAUCAUCAUGAGCAAGAAAGCUGUGAUAUCAUAUCUUCGUCACAUGAAGAUUUUGAUUCACUUUUAUCUUUUGAGAAUAUGAACUGCAACAUACCUUGGGAGAAAUUAUCUACAUCAUCAAAUGAUAUCGACCUUGACCAGAAAAUGAGAUCUUUUCCGGAAACAAAUACCAUCCAAAAUUUAGUGGAGAACGGCCAGCAACAACAGCAACAACCAUUUAGGUUGUUUGAGAAAUGGCUCCUAGAUGAAGCAGCAGUACGUCAAGGUAUUGUAGAAUUGUCUUCAUUAAAUGAUGAUCAUAGUUUUGGUCAUGAUAUGUAGUCCCUGAAGAUCAUAUUUCGAUAACUGUACGUGUAAAUGUAUUAUUGGCUAUACGAUAAAAGAAUAUAUCGAAUCUACAUGUAAUGUUUGA